AUGGGUGGUUUUUCAAAGGUGGAGGGCAUUAUCAGCAAGCUGCUGCUGAACCCGGCGCACAACACGGCCGCACCGAAACAAGAUACGAAUAACUCUCCCUCGUCUUAUGUAAGACAGUCGCGGCUGCAGGCCUUCCAGGCAGAGACGGCGGCUGCGGCACCCAAGACGGGCUCAGCCAGCUACAGCCUUCAGACGCGAGGCAGCAGCGGUGGCAAGGCCCAUGACAUACGGGAGCUCGGGGGAGGGGAGAUGACGGAAGAGGAGGUGGUGUACCUAGUGAUGGAGUCGCGGAAGCUGUUCAUGUCCCAGCCGAUGCUGAUUGAGAUACGGGCCCCGGUCAACGUGUGCGGCGACGUGCACGGUCAGUAUCACGACCUGCUGCGCCUCUUCCAGCUUGGAGGGUACCCACCAGAUAGUAACUACAUCUUCCUCGGCGACUACGUUGACCGUGGCGAGCAGUCGCUAGAGACUGUUUGCCUGCUUCUCGCCUACAAGCUGCACUUCCCCAACAACUUUUUCCUUCUCCGUGGCAACCACGAGAGCAGCAGCAUUAACCGCAUCUACGGCUUCUUCGACGAAUGCAAGCGCCGCUACAGUGUCAAGCUCUGGAAGCUCUUUACGGACACCUUCAACUGCAUGCCUGUCGCUGGUCUCAUCGACGGGCGCAUUCUGUGCAUGCACGGCGGCCUUAGCCCGGAGCUGCACAGCCUAGAUCAAAUUCGUCGCAUCCUUCGGCCCUCUGACGUACCGGAUAGCGGUCUCAUCUGCGAUCUGCUCUGGUCGGACCCCGCCGAUGACCCGAUCACCGGCUUUGGUGAAAACGACCGUGGCGUGUCGUGGACCUUUGGCGAGAACGUGGUGGAGAACAUCACUCAGGCGCUGGAUCUCGACCUGAUCUGCCGCGCGCACCAGGUCGUCGAGGAGGGCUAUAUGUUCUUCGCGAAACGGAAGCUGCUGACCGUCUUUUCGGCCCCCAACUACUGCGGGGAGUUCAACAACUAUGGCGCCCUCCUGUGUGUCGAUGAAAAUCUCAUGUGCAGCGUGAAGCAGCUCGUGCCGCUCUUCGAAGUAGACCUGGAGGAAGAAAGUUGA
This is a messenger RNA of Leishmania braziliensis MHOM/BR/75/M2904, 1092 nucleotides long. Its product is annotated as putative serine/threonine protein phosphatase pp1(5.9). The coding region runs from base 1 to 1092 and encodes 363 amino acids. Gene Ontology annotation, molecular function: protein serine/threonine phosphatase activity. The transcript has a single exon. Gene Ontology annotation, cellular component: nucleus; cytoplasm. NCBI's taxonomy places the organism in Eukaryota, Euglenozoa, Kinetoplastea, Trypanosomatida, Trypanosomatidae. The record is from RefSeq and is a predicted model, not a curated record.